GGCUCAGCGACGUUAAACUAGCAGUCCAAGGUCACACAGUGGGUGUAGAAGCCAGAAUACCGGCGGGGAUCCUCCACCUUUCGCCUCCAGGUGCUUCUUUGGGACACGCGGCCCUUCGAGCUUGGACUGGAACCAAAUUUCCCCGCCCUCGAAGAAUCUGCAUCCAGGCGAAGAUCGCGGGCGCGAGCGGGGUCACCGGGUACCCACUCUCUGGAACCCAGGACGCUGAGUCAGCGUAACCCGAGCAGCCUAGUGCGCGAAGCCCCCGCCCCCUGACUUGCGCCCCGCCCCGGGAGAGGGCCAGCCCCGCGGUCGAGCGCAGCCGGAGUGCGACAGCUAGGCCAGGCAACAGCGCGGCUGCCCAGGGCGCAGCAUGACGGCCAUCGGCGCGCAGACCCAGAGGCUGUUGGGCCCUAAGAGGCCCCACCGGUCCUUCUUCGAGUCCUUCAUCCGGACACUCAUCAUCGUGUGCGCUGCCCUGGCUGUGGUACUCUCCUCGGUCUCCAUCUGCGAUGGUCACUGGCUCCUGGUAGAGGACCGUCUCUUUGGGCUGUGGUACUUCUGCACCAUCGGCAACCACAGUGAACCACACUGCCUGAGAGACCUGAGCCAGGCUCACGUGCCCGGGCUGGCUGUGGGCAUGGGCCUAGCACGCAGCGUGGCUGCCAUGGCCGUGGUGGCUGCCAUCUUUGGCUUGGAGCUGCUCAUAGUGUCCCAGGUGUGUGAGGAUGUCCGCUCACGGCGCAAGUGGGCCAUUGGUUCUUACCUCCUCCUGGUUGCCUUCAUCCUCUCCUCUGUGGGCCUCCUCACCUUCAUGAUCCUCCUCAAGCAUCAGGUCACCCUCAUGGGCUUCACCCUGAUGUACUGGUGUGAGUUCACUGCCUCCUUCCUCUUCUUCCUCAAUGCCACCAGCGGCCUUCACAUCAACAGCCUCACUCAGCCCUGGGACCAGCUAAGAAAAGUCUAAGGCUCCUCCUGGGGGCCCUGGCUUCUCUAAGGAAGUGUGGUCAUGACGGGACUUCUCUGACAUGGGACCUCUGGCUGGGAGUGAGUGGGACAAUGACCUUGAAGCUGCCUCUUAGACACUAAGCUCUAGAAAUGGCCCUUGGGGAUCUCUCUUCAACUGCCCUCCAGGCCAGAGGCCAGAGGAGCACCUCAGAACCACAGCACAGCAAGCUGUAGAGGUUAGCCAAGCUAUUAAGAUGUCAAUUCUAAAAUAAGAAUAUUCUAAAACUUC
Molecule: messenger RNA, 1237 nt
Organism: Peromyscus eremicus (cactus mouse)
Lineage: Eukaryota; Metazoa; Chordata; Mammalia; Rodentia; Cricetidae
Gene: Tmem37
Product: transmembrane protein 37
Exons: 2
Coding region: 374-967 (197 amino acids)
Cellular component (GO): membrane
Molecular function (GO): voltage-gated monoatomic ion channel activity; calcium channel activity
Source: RefSeq, a predicted model, not a curated record